Oryza brachyantha (malo sina) is the source of this 1352-nucleotide messenger RNA. Its product is annotated as protein SOGA3-like. NCBI's taxonomy places the organism in Eukaryota, Viridiplantae, Streptophyta, Magnoliopsida, Poales, Poaceae. The transcript has 2 exons. The record is from RefSeq and is a predicted model, not a curated record. Bases 47 to 958 code for a protein of 303 amino acids.
UAGCCUCGCCUCGAUCGAUCCCAGCUGGUCGGUCUUGGUUGGUUGUAUGUCGCUUAUGGCGCCCACGACGACGGAGCCGAUACCGAUCGGCCGCGUCGACGAGGAAGGGGGUGGGGGGGACGACGACAGUGACGUUGACACGGCGGAGUUUAGGGCGCUGAGGAGCCGGCUGUCGCGGCUCUCCGUCGAGGGCGGCGGCGGCGGCGAUGGGCUGAGGAGUAGGGGUGGUGCGGUCGUGGAGCGAGCUGGGGGUGGGUUUAGGGUCGGCGGCGGCGUGCGGGAGCGUCGUGGUAGUUGUGGCGGCGGCGGCGGCUCUCCGGGUGGGCGGGCGCUGCCGCCGCCGCAGGCGUGGCUGGCGGUGGAGGACGCGGGGAAGAUGAGCUACGGGAGCGACCCGGAGGAGCAGUGGACGCGGGUGCUGCAGGGGGGAGGGUACGGCGGCGGGGCGGCUGCGGCGGCGGCGCAGAGGCAGGUGCAGCGGCGGAGCAGCUUCAGCGUGGUGCGGCGGGAGCGGGCGGCGCGGGAGGCGUGGCUGGACCGGGCGUGGGAGAUGAAGAAGAACUGGCACGAGCGGAACGGCGGCGCCCCCGACGCCGACACCCCCGUGGUGGUGGUCGUCGGGAAGGGGCCCCCCUCCUCGCCUUCCUCGAACGCCGCGGGCUCCGUCGGCGGCGGCGGCGUCGCCAUGGACAUGGAGGAGGUCCGCGCCUGCAGGGACCUCGGCCUCGAGCUCCCCUCCGACUGCACCGUCGAGAUCCAGUGCUACGGCCUCUCCGCCACCAGCAGCCCCACCCACACCGCCUCCGCCACCUGCAGCUGCUGCAGCAGCGCCGCCGCCUCCCCCUCCGUCUCCAGCCCCGGUACGUACGCAGCGGAUGAUCCGAUGGAUGUGAAGGCGAGGCUGAAGGUGUGGGCGCAGGCGGUGGCGCUGGCAUCAACCACGCACCUCGGAUCUUGAUGCAUGCCUUUCAACGGUUGAGAUGCAACGAGUGAACAGAAAAAAAAUGGAGAGCUAUGUCCUCAAGAUCUCGACACGUGGAUCAAAUCAUAUAUAUGCCUGGCUAUGUCCUAAUUAAGCUAAUUUCACGUAUUUUUUUAGCCCUGUAUAGAGACAGGGGUUUAAUUUUCUCACUUGAACCAUGAUGGUGUUAUAUAUUUCCCACAUGUAUCACAUCUCUGGUUUUAUUUUUCUCAGUAUUGCGAUGUGUGUGCUUGUGUUGUCAACUUCUUCUAAGAGUCCUCUUUUUCCAUUGUAAAAUGUGAUAUAUAAUUGAGCAGUGUGGCUUGUCCAACUUACCAUGUACUCUCUCUUUGUUUUAUAACUAGAGCAAUUUCACAAUCCUUAAAUAGAU